This is a messenger RNA of Astrephomene gubernaculifera, 932 nucleotides long. NCBI's taxonomy places the organism in Eukaryota, Viridiplantae, Chlorophyta, Chlorophyceae, Chlamydomonadales, Astrephomenaceae. The record is from the annotation of a GenBank genome assembly.
CGUUAGUUGCAGGGAACCCCUAUCCAACAGUUACUAUGCUCCCUUGAGACGCCUUAUAGAUGGGCUUCUGUGCGACCAGUGCAACAUACCUCACGAAUACAUAGUUUCGUUUUCAUUGUUUUGCACGUUAUUAAUUUGCGGUGAACGAUGUCUCAGUAACACCAUAAAAUCGGCCAGGUGUCUUUCGAAACAAUUGCAAGCCCAAGUGCUAUCCUUGUAGACGGGCCAAGGCCUGAAACAAUCCUUAUGUUGUAUCUGGACGACUGAUCCAGCGUGUAACGUAUCCUUGUGUUAGACUGGACGCUAUUAAGCACAUGAACUUCCCUAACGGCAGGGCGUAGGCACCAAUGGCCGCUGGUGAAGAGCUUUCACGGUUGGAGGAGCUGCUUCGGCGGCCGGACUUUGUGUUGGAGCCAAAUGUCAAGGACAGUGUGCGACAAUACAUAAAGGCUGGCGGAAAGCCAGAAGUCAUCCUUGAGAGCUUAUCAGAGGGAUAUGUAGGCUACGCGCACAUGGCCAUGCUGAUGGUGAAGUGGAUGGAGCUGGUGGAGGACGAGCCGGAGCCCAGCCACGAUGAGUUCCACUACCUCAAGGAGUUCGCCAAGUCCAAGUUCGACCCCGACCGCUUCAUCAGCGUGUUCGGCUCGCACUCCACACGCGCGCAGGUGCUGCCCUGGCUUGACGGGCUGCUGGGCGACCCGCGCGGCCGCAAGCUGGUGUACGAACUGAGCGCGGCGCACCGCAACAGCCUGCUGCUCAACUUCGCCAUCCAGAAGAUCAUGAAGAUGGGCUACCAAGAGGAGGUAGCCGCAGCCGGCUCGGGUCUGGCCUCCUACUUCUCCGUCUUCCAUAAGCUGCUGGCGAACAAGGUGGCGGCGCUGCUGGCGGCGGUGCGCAGGGCGACGGAGGCGGAGGCAGGGGGGGCGGCAGGG